GAAGAUAGGAGGUCUUUAUUUUAUUAGUUUCCGGCACAGAAUCACGCGGCAGCAACGCCGCAGGUAUACUCUCCCGACGGCCACUUUCUUUAAACCCUCUCCCAAACCCCUAAACCGCUAUUCGCUUUCUCCAACUCUCGAUUCCCUUCGUUUUUCAGGUGUAAGUUAUAUUUUCUGGUGCUCUAGUUUCUGCUGGACUGUGUUAUUAGGCUUUUACUCUGUGGGUUAUACUUGUUACCUUGAAUCGAGAACUGGAAACAUAAAUACUCGGUAAUAUAUUUACAAACAGACAGUAUCAACAUGUCGGCUGAUCCCACCUUUGUAGACGAGGAUGGUUCUUCAGGCUCUGCUGAUGACAUGAACAUGUUAGAUGGACAUGGUAAACAUCGGUCUGGAGCACUAAAUUCAGGUCGCCGCAAGAGAAGCCGCAAGGCGACUGGCGAUGCUAUAGUGGACGCGAUGCUUGAAAUUGCAGCGGCUUCAAAGAUGAGGGCGGCCGCAACUAUGAGAAACGAGGAGCGGUUUGCUAUAAGCAAAUGCAUAAAAAUACUAGAUGAGAUACAAGGGGUUGAUCAAAACCUCUACUUCUAUGCACUGGAUUUAUUCGAGAAUCCAAAUGCAAGAGAAACAUUCGUAUCUCUUAAGAACGAGAGGCGAUUGGUGUGGCUGCGUGGGAAGUUCACCGCAUCCUCGAAUUCAGCUUCUUGAGAGAUUCUAUGAUUACAUCAGUUCCCAACUUCCUUCCAUAUACUGCAGUUUGUCAUACUUUGUAGUUAGUUUGAAUUUGUGAUCAAUGGGUAUUAUUUAUCUUCUAUCUUUUGGUUUUUGUAGUAUAUACUGAUGGUACAUGUUAUCAACAUUGUAUGUUUAACUUCUAUUUUAGUAUCAAAGUAGCAUUUUGUUAUU
Messenger RNA from Ipomoea nil (Japanese morning glory), 906 nucleotides. RefSeq lists its product as uncharacterized. Bases 301 to 708 code for a protein of 135 amino acids. The record is from RefSeq and is a predicted model, not a curated record. The transcript is spliced from 2 exons. NCBI's taxonomy places the organism in Eukaryota, Viridiplantae, Streptophyta, Magnoliopsida, Solanales, Convolvulaceae.